Molecule: messenger RNA, 1206 nt
Organism: Paramuricea clavata
Lineage: Eukaryota; Metazoa; Cnidaria; Anthozoa; Malacalcyonacea; Plexauridae
Source: the annotation of a GenBank genome assembly
AUGCAGGUCCAGUAUACUUCUCUAGAUCUCAACUCAAAUCAUGGUUUUGGUCCAAUUCCUGAGAAACGGAAAAAGCGAGCUGCACUGCUAUCAGCUGCUUUGUCAUUUGUCAUAAUGGUAGUUCUCCUUGGAGGUUUCACGCAACCAAAAUCCAAGCUGUACGUGGCCAACACGAGCAGAACAGGUGACGAUGAAAUGAUAUGCAAGAAAAACGACCGUGAGUAUUACCAUGUAGGAGUUUUUAUCUGUUCUUUGAAUUUGAUCGGUGUUAUUCUUGGGGAACUCAUAAAUCGGUUUUGUCUCGUGUUCGAGGAAUAUUUUCAUCUUUAUACUCGAUACAGUGGGAGUAAAAAGGAAAUGUUUUAUGUAUGUUUCAAUGACAUUUCAUUCCGCGCUGUGUUGUUUGGUUUUCUUGUUGCAUUCAUUAUCAUCACUACAACACUGCUAUCACAAGGAGCUGACUAUUUUAAGUUCGAGUACAUUGAAAUCAUCCUCAGUGGGGUUGGCAGUGGUUCCUUUGUUCUAUACCUUCUCAGUCUUGAUGCGUUAUUCCGAGUUCAAAUCUUUUCGCUGAUGGAAAGUAACAAUCGCUUAGUGGCAAACGGUUUCGCAUGGUCAUACUACUUCGGUUACUUAAAGAUUAUCUUGCCUGAUUUGCAGGAACGGAUUGAGGAUUCGGAAUGGAAGGAUACUUUGUCAUCGAAGAAGCUGUUCAUUUUAAUGCCUCGUGAAUGUUCAGUUCAUACGUCACUCAGCAAGGAAGACAAUCAUAUUGAGAUCGUACCUGGAGCAGUUAUUGAAUAUGAACUUCACCGUGCGGGAGUAUUAAGGCUUUACCGUCUUAACGUUUAUAAGAUAAACAGAAACGAUGGGAAAUGUCCACUUUAUGUGCUGGCCCAUUACGCAUCACCCUUCAGCUCCUUAUAUGAUAUGGGUCACUCGGCUGACGUGAAGCUAAGUCGCGAGGAUCGAGACGAGCAAGCAAAGUUAUUUCUUCGAACGCUGGAAGCAAUAUUACAAUAUCCGUCGGAACCUGAAGUUCAAAAUAACUGCAAACUCGUGCCCUAUGCAAGAAAGUCGGAAUUACAUUUGUCUGAAGUGUUAGCGGAAGCUGUGUUGGAAGAUAUGAUGGACAAAAGUAAUCAGUCUUCUGAAAUUUCACUGGAUGGAGUGAAACAAGAUCAUAAAGAAUUAGACAUCAUUUGA